Messenger RNA from Cladophialophora psammophila CBS 110553, 1467 nucleotides. RefSeq lists its product as uncharacterized. Gene Ontology annotation, molecular function: carbohydrate:proton symporter activity. The transcript is spliced from 5 exons. Lineage: Eukaryota; Fungi; Ascomycota; Eurotiomycetes; Chaetothyriales; Herpotrichiellaceae. Gene Ontology annotation, biological process: carbohydrate transport; transmembrane transport. Gene Ontology annotation, cellular component: membrane. The record is from RefSeq and is a predicted model, not a curated record. Bases 1 to 1467 code for a protein of 488 amino acids.
AUGUUUGGCCUCAAUAGGUUUCAACUGUUUUGUCUUGCCUAUAUCACGUUUGGUUCUGCUUUCUAUGGCUACGAUUCGGGCAUUACCACCUCUGUCCUGGGAUAUUCCAGCUUCUUGACCUAUUUUAAGCUCAAUGCAAACACUAUCGGGGCCUUCAACUCAGCAUACUAUGCUGCAUGUGCUGUUGGGAACUUCUCCAACUGGUACUUGCCUGACAGAUUCGGCCGGAUACGGACGUUACAAUUUGCCUGUCUGCUGAACGUCCCUGCUAUCAUCUUGCAAACCGCUGCAGUGAAUUAUGGGAUGUUUGUGGCCGGGAGAGUCAUUGGCGGCCUUGCUUGCGGCAUUGUGUUUGCGUUGUGUCCAGUCUAUGCCAGCGAGGUCGCUCCACCACAUAUCCGAGGCAGAAUCGGCAUGAUCUAUGCCAUGAAUGUCUCUCUCGGUUACGCAGUCACGGAAUGGCUUGGAUUAGGGUUCUAUUUCAUCAAAGGAAACGCGUCGUGGAGGGUCCUGUUCGGUCUCCAAGCGGUGCCUACCUUCAUUUUGGGUGCAUUCUCAUUCUGGAUGCCACGCUCACCUCGGUGGCUGGUCAUGAAAGGCCAUUACGACGAGGCUAAAUCUGUCCUUAAGCGCAUCCACGGCGGCUUGCACCAUGACGAUACCUUCUAUGAACGUGAAUUUCACCAAAUCAAAGCCCAAAUCCAACUUGAUCAGGAAGAGAAGCUCGGCAUCAAGGACAUCUUCACCAAGCCUUCCUAUCGCAAGAGAGUUCUUCUUGUCAUGAACUUCUUUCUCUUCCAACAACUCACAGGAAUCAUUCCACUUCAGAACUAUCAAGUCUUCAUCUACCAGAUCUGCGGCUUUGAUGCAGUCAUGUCCCUUGUUCUGGUUGGUAUCUGGGGCACCGUCGUCUGCAUCGCAGUCGCCUGCAUGUCACCUUGGUUCGAUCGCAUUGGCCGCCGGUCGUCAGUCUUUCUAGCCUACAGCUUCAUCAUCCCAGGUGCCUUGCUCAUCGUCAUCAUGUGGGCUCGAUUCGAAGCAGGCGGUAGUAUGGAUCUGGGCGUGGCCAAGGGCAUCAUUUUCGGCAUGUUCUUCCUCGUUUGGGGAUAUGGCGGCAUUCUAAACACCUUUGCUCCAUGCUACUCCUCGGAGAUUAUGCCUACCUGCAUUCGGGCUGCCGGGGUGGCGUGCGGCUACGCAACAUUCAACUGCAUCGUCAUCCUCCUUGUCCAGGUCACGCCCUUGGCCCUCGAGCACAUCUCGUGGAAAUACUUCCUCAUCUUCGUCAUAUGCGACUUCAUCUUCAUCACCGUCUUCUACUUCUUCUACCCGGAGACAAAGAACAAGACACUCGAAGAAAUCGAAGCCAUCUUUGGCGACCGAAUUGCCGAGACCAUUGAGGAGGCUGGCCAGCACUACGAGGAAGAGAAAGAAAAGGUCCCCUUUGCGGAGCAUAAGGAAGUAUGA